Messenger RNA from Ceratotherium simum simum (southern white rhinoceros), 927 nucleotides. The record is from RefSeq and is a predicted model, not a curated record. Lineage: Eukaryota; Metazoa; Chordata; Mammalia; Perissodactyla; Rhinocerotidae.
AUGGCUACUGUCAAUGUGACAGAAUUCAUCUUGCUGGGUCUGACACAGAAGCCAGAACUGCAGAAACUCUUAUUUGCAGUGUUUUUAGUCACCUACUUGAUCACAUUGGCAGGUAACCUGUUCAUCUCGGUCACCAUCUUCAUCAGCCCAGCCCUGGGGUCUCCUAUGUACUUUUUUCUGUCCUCUUUGUCCAUUGUAGAUGGUUUCUACUCUUCUUCCAUAGCACCCAAAAUGAUCUUUGAUUUGAUCUCUGAAAAGAACACCAUAUCCUUCAAUGGCUGCAUGACUCAGCUCUUUGCUGAACAUUUCUUUGCUGGAACUGAGAUCAUCUUGUUAAUUAUCAUGGCCUAUGACCGCUACGUAGCCAUCUGCAAGCCCUUGCACUAUAUGACCAUCAUGAGCAAACCUGUGUGUGGUUUCCUGGUGGGAAUGGCUGGGGUUUUAGGGUUUCUUCACGGGGGGAUGCAGAUUUUGUUCCUGGUCCGGUUGCCAUUCUGUGGCCCCAAUGUCAUUGACCAUUUUAUGUGUGAUUUAAUUCCCGUCCUGGAGCUGGCCUGCACAGACACUCACACUUUGGGGCCCCUGAUUGCUGCCAACAGUGGGUCACUGUGUUUGCUCAUUUUUUCUAUGCUGGUUGUUUCCUAUGUCAUCAUACUGCACUCUCUGAGGAUUCAUAGCUCUGAAGGGCGUCGCAAAGCCCUGUCUACAUGUGCCUCUCAUGUAACUGUUGUCAUCUUAUUCUUUGCACCUUGCUCAUUCCUGUACCUAAGACCCAUGACCUCCUUCCCCACUGACAAAGCUGUGACUGUGUUUUGCACCAUAGUAACUCCUAUGUUGAACCCUUUGAUUUAUACCCUCAGAAAUACAGAAGUGAAAAAUGUCAUGAAGAAACUCUGGAGGCAAACAAUAAAAACUGGAGAUAAAUAA